AUGCUUCGCACUGUGCGACGAUCGUGGACAUGCCGCAAAUGCCUGCACCUGCAGUCGCAGUCCCGAGCCUUCGCGAGCGCCGCAUCAGCCUCGCCGACGCCAUUUGAAUAUAUCCCAGCAGACAACAGUGCGCCAGGGAAGAAGACCGACGACCAGACCCUUCGCCGCGUGUUCGAUUCCCAGUCGUUCUGGAAUGAGUACUCCCAGCAACGCACCACUACGAUCCCCAGACGAGCUGGGUUAGUCCAGAACCAAUACCUCACAAGCCCCGAAGGCUUCAGGACAUUCGCAAAUGUCUCGUUGCAGCGAUGCCAGGCUAUCGUGACCAAGGUUCUCGCCGCCUCGACCGUGGAGGAAUACAGGGCACUGGCACGCGACCUUGACCGGCUCAGUGAUCUCCUGUGUCGCGUUAUCGACCUGUCGGACUUCAUUCGAACCAUUCAUCCUGAUCCACGGAUACAAGAAGCAGCCACGCAGGCGUGGGCUCUAAUGUUUGAAUAUAUGAAUGUUUUGAAUACCACCACUGGCCUUCACGAGCAGCUCAAUACAGCCCUAAACAACCCCGAUGUGACAUCACACUGGACCGAGGGCGAGAGGAUUGUGGCUCAGAUCUUGAACAAAGAUUUCUCAAAUUCUGCGAUUCAUAUGCCGCCAGAGGUACGGCAGCGUUUCGUCAAUCUUUCAAAUGAUGUGAGCCAGUUGGGAUCCGAUUUCAUGAACGGCGCGGAGCCUGCGAAGUCCCAGGUGGUCUUCCCUGCCAGUGCCCUUCAGGGUUUGGAUCCUGUCGUCGUUCAAAAAAUCAAACGGUGGAACAAGAAGGCACCAGUGCCAACUAUGGGCGUUGUCCCUCGGCUUGCUCUGCGCUCAGUGCGUGAUGAAGGAGUUCGCAAAGAGAUCUAUCUCGCCACUCGCACAUCCAGUACACGCCAGCUACAAAGACUAGAAGAACUUUUGGUCAAAAGAGCAGAACUGGCCCAACUUACAGGCCACAGCAGCUUUGCGCAUAUGACUCUCGGUGACAAGAUGGCCAAGACGCCUGAAGCAGUAUCGAACUUCUUGACUUCACUUGUCUCAAGUAACCGUGGUCCAGUUCGUGAAGAAUUAUCCAAGCUGCAGGAACAGAAAGGAUCUUCUUUGCAGCCGUGGGACCAUGCGUUCUACGUUCACAAGCGGGUCUUGGAGUACAGCCAGUCUCGUCGCUCGCGUCACCUGGGUUCUGUUAAUGACUUCUUCUCCCUGGGAACUGUCAUGCAAGGUCUUUCUCGGCUUUUCGAGCGUCUCUAUGGUGUGCGUCUUGUUCCACACGAAGCAUCUCCUGGCGAGACCUGGCAUCCAGACGUCCGUCGCUUAGAUGUCGUGGACGAAUCGGACAAGCACAUUGCAGUCGUUUACUGUGACCUAUUCACCCGGCCCAGCAAGCACCCAAAUCCGGCUCAUUUCACUCUUCGCUGUUCGCGUGAGAUCUCAGCUGAAGAGGUUGCCGAAUGUGCCUCGAUGGACCAGUCGGCUCACCCGAACGACGGGAUGGCCACGGGCGUCGACCCGCAGACCAAGACUCUGCGCCAGCUGCCAACCAUUGCUCUCGUAUGCGAUUUCCAGGAGCCCCAGGCCAAUGGCUCGGGUCACCCAACCCUGCUGAGCGAGCAGAGUGUUCGUACAUUGUUCCACGAGAUGGGCCACGCGGUUCACUCGAUCCUCGGUCAGACACCUCUGCAGUCCAUCUCUGGAACUCGGUGCGCCACGGACUUUGCCGAACUUCCUUCCGUACUGAUGGAAAGUUUCGCGACUGCUCCAGAGGUUCUUUCCUUGUAUGCGCGCCACUGGAAGACUGAUGAACCUCUUUCCGAAAGUAUGAUGCAGAGCAUGGAACUAGAUCGCACUGCGCACGGGUCCAUCUACGGCGCUGUGGAGAAUGAGGCCCAGAUCCUCAUGGCGCUUGUUGACCAAGCCUAUCAUUCUAUCCCUGCCGAAAUUAGUUCAGUUGGCAUUGACUCCACCGAGAUCUAUCACCAAGUCUUCGCUCAGCACUCCAGUCUGCCCGAUCCGGAUAACGUUCGGCCACGCACCUCGUGGCAGGGCUUCUUCGGUCACUUGUACGGCUAUGGUGCUACAUACUAUAGCUACAUCUUUGACCGAGCGAUCGCCAACAAGCUCUGGCAAGAUGUCUUCCAAUCUGGCCAGGCCGCCGUUGAUCGCGCUGCCGGAGAGCGAUAUAAAAACGAAGUCCUCCGCUGGGGAGGUGGUCGUAAUGGCUGGCAGUGCGUGGCCGGCGUCCUGGGCCACAGCAACCCCUCCAAUGCAAACGGCCGCCUGGCUGAAGGCGGCGACGAAGCCAUGCGUGAAGUUGGCCGCUGGGGUCUAGGACGCGAGGGCAUGUAA
Molecule: messenger RNA, 2379 nt
Organism: Penicillium antarcticum
Lineage: Eukaryota; Fungi; Ascomycota; Eurotiomycetes; Eurotiales; Aspergillaceae
Product: mitochondrial intermediate peptidase
Exons: 1
Coding region: 1-2379 (792 amino acids)
Biological process (GO): peptide metabolic process
Cellular component (GO): mitochondrion
Molecular function (GO): metalloendopeptidase activity
Source: RefSeq, a predicted model, not a curated record